UCCACCGGUAAGCCGCGCCUCAAACCUGCUAUCAAAUACCGCUUCCAUAAUCGAUUUCCCAAACGAACCCUCUACGAACCGUUUCACACCUCUAGCAUCCACGGAACAAGCUUUUGAAAAAUGUCCGGACAAGACCAGAAGAUGCCCUCGGCCGAUUUGAUCACCCUCACCAGGCAUGUGCUGGACCAGCAGUACACCUUGGGCGACAACGCUAGUGGUGAUCUGACCCUGUUGUUGACCGCCAUCCAGGUCACCAGCAAGUACAUUGCCAGCAACGUCCGAAAAGCCCGAUUGAUCAACUUGGUCGGUCUGGCCGGUGCCGAGAACGUACAGGGAGAGGAGCAGAAGAAGCUGGAUAUCCUGAGUGACGAGAUCAUGGUCAACGCCCUGCGAGCGAGUGGAAAGUGUUCCGUCUUGGUGACCGAAGAGCGGGAAGACGCUAUCAUUGUCGGAUCCAACCCUUCGCACGCUCACCUGGUCGGCAACUACUGUGUUACUUUCGAUCCUCUUGACGGAAGCAGUAACAUCGACGCCGGAGUCAACGUUGGUACGAUCUUUGGGAUCUACAAGGUCAAGGAGGGCUCCAAGGGUACGCUCGAGGACGUCUUGAGGCCUGGAAGGGAGAUGGUCGCUGCUGGAUACACCAUGUACGGCUCCUCCUGUAACUUGGUCCUCUCGACCGGUCAGGGAGUCAACGGAUUCACCUUGGACGAGUCUCUCGGAGAGUUCAUCUUGACCCACCCCGAGAUCACUAUUCCCAAGCGAGGCAAGAUCUACUCGUUCAACGAGGGAAACUCGAAAUACUUCCACAAGCCCACUUUGGAGUACCUGGAAUCAAUCAAAUACCCCAAGGACAACAAGAGCCCCUACAGCGCACGAUACAUCGGAUCGAUGGUAGCCGACGUCCACCGAACCUUGCUGUACGGAGGAAUCUUUGGUUACCCAGGCGACACCAAGUCCAAGGACGGCAAGCUGCGUAUCUUGUACGAGGCCUUCCCCAUGGCUUACCUGACCGAACAGGCCGGUGGAGCCGCCACGACGGGUACCGAGAGGAUCCUGGACGUCCAGCCUACUGGGAUCCAUCAGAGGUUGCCGGUCUUCCUCGGUAGCGAGGACGACAUCAAGGACCUGAUGAGCUUUUACAAGAAGUAGAGCGUAGCGAUUUGAACGUUUGGGGAGCUGGGGGUUUCGAACCAUUUUUUUCUCCUUGCAUGAGCAUAAAGAGUAGUCUAUCCAGUCGAGAUGGUCGUUGUAGAAA
Messenger RNA from Filobasidium floriforme, 1258 nucleotides. Its product is annotated as inositol phosphatase. Bases 121 to 1152 code for a protein of 343 amino acids. The record is from RefSeq and is a predicted model, not a curated record. Gene Ontology annotation, cellular component: cytoplasm; cytosol. Gene Ontology annotation, molecular function: fructose 1,6-bisphosphate 1-phosphatase activity. The transcript has 7 exons. Gene Ontology annotation, biological process: gluconeogenesis; fructose 1,6-bisphosphate metabolic process; fructose metabolic process. Lineage: Eukaryota; Fungi; Basidiomycota; Tremellomycetes; Filobasidiales; Filobasidiaceae.